This is a messenger RNA of Lolium rigidum, 1164 nucleotides long. Its product is annotated as purine permease 3-like. NCBI's taxonomy places the organism in Eukaryota, Viridiplantae, Streptophyta, Magnoliopsida, Poales, Poaceae. The transcript has a single exon. Bases 1 to 1164 code for a protein of 387 amino acids. Gene Ontology annotation, cellular component: membrane. Gene Ontology annotation, molecular function: purine nucleoside transmembrane transporter activity. The record is from RefSeq and is a predicted model, not a curated record.
AUGGCAACCAUAUCGGCUAGUGCCAGUCCAGCCAUGCAAGAAGCGGCAAAGACGCCAAGCGCCUCGCCGCUCCGCGCCACCGUCGCCACGGCCGCAUCGCCGGCUCGCUACAGACCAUCGCCGCUGGUCAUAUUCAGCGCCUGCCUCGUCCUGCUCGGCGCCGGCGGGCCGCUCCUGCUGCGCGUGUACUUCGUCCACGGUGGGCAGCGCCUGUGGCUGUCCGCGCUGCUGCAGAUUUCCGGCUGGCCGCUGCUCCUCCCGCCCUUGUGCGUCUCCCUCUUCCGCGGCCGCCGCCACGGCAUCGCCAACCUGCUCCUCCCGCUCCGCCUCGUCGGCGCCGCCGCCGUGCUCGGCGCGUUCUACGCCAUCUCCUGCUACGUGUACGCGAUGGGUUCCCAGGCGCUGCCGCUCUCAACGUCGUCUCUGCUCCUCGCGACGCAGCUAGCGUUCACCGCCAUUUUCGCUUUCCUCUUCGUGGGCCUCCGCUUCACGCCAUUCUCCGCCAACGCCGUCCUCCUCCUCACCAUCGGCCCGGCGGUGCUCGGAGUUGGCCCGGGAUCCGGCAAGCCGGCGGGCGAGCCCUCGAAGACGUACUGGGUUGGGUUCUGUGAGGCCAUCGCUGCGGCCGCGCUCGCCGGGCUCGUGCUGCCGCUCGUCGAGGUCUCCAUGGAGCGGUACGGCCGCCGGUCGGGACCCGCCGCAAGGGUGCCACCUCCCUACUCGACGGUCAUGCAGAUGCAGGCCGUGAUGGGCGCCGCCGGCACGAUGGUGUGCCUGCUCGGAAUGGCCAUCAAGAGCGAUUUCAGCGCGCUGCGGGGCGAGGCGGCCGCGUUCGGGCUCGGCGAGACCAACUACUACCUGGUGCUAGUGUGGGACGCCGUGUCGUGGCAGCUGCUCAACCUGGGCAUCAUGGGGCUCAUCACCUGCGCCUCCUCGCUCCUCGCCGGCAUCAUGAUCGCCGUGCUCCUGCCGCUCUCGGAGAUCCUCGCCGUCAUGUUCCUCCACGAGAAGUUCGACGGGCCAAAGGGCAUUGCGCUCGUGCUAUCCCUCUGGGGUUUCGCAUCCUACCUCUACGGCGAGAAGGCCCAGAAGAAGCUGGAGGCGCAGAAGAGCGAGCAGCAGGUGGCAAGGAAAACCGGAGACCUGGAGCUGGCUGCCCCUUGA